This is a messenger RNA of Magallana angulata, 3372 nucleotides long. Its product is annotated as angiopoietin-related protein 2-like. The record is from RefSeq and is a predicted model, not a curated record. The transcript is spliced from 3 exons. The coding region runs from base 394 to 2655 and encodes 753 amino acids. Lineage: Eukaryota; Metazoa; Mollusca; Bivalvia; Ostreida; Ostreidae.
CAUGCAAAAACAGACAAGACAAGCUACGAGUAAUUUAUUAUAAAAAAUAACUUUUCCCUCAGAAAACUUCUGUAUGUUCAAUUAGUGGCAUUAUCUGAUGAUAAAAGGAGACGUCUCUGCAGGCUUUGUCCUGCAUUCUCUGCACAAACCCGAGCUAACAGAGUGAGCAGGUUGAUUAGGGGGAGGUUGGAUAAGUUAAACAAACAGCUUAUUAGUACAGAGGUUAUCUCAGGACAUAGGUCUAAUAAUCCUCUGCUUGCUAUCACUGACCAAAGGGGGGUGGUCAGUGAAACCAUGUGAUAUACACUGCACAGACUAUCAAUUACUCCCAGAGCAGGCAUUUAAUGAGGAAUUAGUGAAUAUGACUUGGAGAAGAUUAUAGACCAAAAAAAAAUGUUGUGUUGGAUUUUUGUUUUGGGAAUUUGUUCUAUCUCGUAUUGUGCUGCAGAGGACAGUGUGAGAUAUCAGGAAAGAGGAAAUGUCCAGUUUGUUCCCAUAGCAACAACUCCAUCUUCCCAAGCUGUUGUAGAAAAUGAUAUCAAAAUUAUGAAGGAGCAAAUAAAUUCACUUCUGAAGCAGCGAGAUUAUGACAGAGCUCACAUCAAAGAACUUGAACGAAGAACCAUUGAAAAUCGAGAUGCAUCCAUUAAGAACAAAGCAGAGGUGGUGCAGCUGAAGGUCCAAGUCUCCGAGAUUUUCUCCAGACUCACCACUAUUGAUGGAAACAUGGAGGACUUUCAGCUCCAGCAAGCUAACCUUGACAAUCUCCUGACCCAGAACAAGUUAGACAUCAGGGACAGUAAAUCUCAGAGAGACAACAUCAAGAGAUCUGUCCGCAAACUGGACAAGAAGUUGUCUCCCUUGAGAGAAGAGGCAUCCAACAAGUUCACGAAUUUGUCCACUAAGUUUGAUUUAUUUACUUAUGAGUACCGAAACACUACAGAGCAUCUGAUGCGAAGGCUAGCAAAAGCUGAGAUUAAGAUUGAAAGCAGGAAAACACAACACAAGACCGACAUCUAUGCCAAAAUGAAAGAGAAAUAUGGGAAGAAGAAGAAUUAUCCAGAUAUCAAUACCAAUGAAGUUGAGGGGUCCGGAGAGAUAGAUAGGGAGUUCAUAAAAACUGGACCUCUGGGUGGUAGUGAUGUGGAGGAGGGGAGUGGAGCUGGAGGAGACAUGCCCAUGUUUCUCAAAGUCAAGGACUUCAUAACAGAAAUAUAUGACCGUGACAUUGAAAUCUCUGCCCUUCAUGAAAUGUUCUUUGACAUGGAAGAUCACCUUGAGAGGAUAGAAGGAAAGAUGGCAUCCAUUCAGCUAGGAAACUUUAUGGAAAGACUGCAAAGUUCUCUCGUAAACUUCACCCAAAAUGUGAUAACCCUGGAUCAGUGGAAGGUGGCUAGUUCUGAUAUGGUGAAUUCUACCCAGAUCAACCAGCAGAAGAUUCAGCAGGUGACACGGAUGAUCCUUAACAAUACUCAACACAUACAGGAGCUGGAGUGGAAGCUCGCAAACACUCAGGGUCUGUCCUACCAGCAGUUCAGCUUACUCAGAAUGCAUGUCAUACAGCUAAACAACACUGUGCAAGACAUCAAAGAAGAUUUAGUAAAAAGAAAGAACAAGCACAGCAGUUACUCCAGCAGUGGCGUUAAUUCACAAGUCUCACUGCCUCAACUUAAAACCUUGUCUUCCCGAGUAGAGGACCUAGCCUUGCAGAUCAUCUACAACGAAAACCGCAUCUCCAAGUUAGAAAUUGAAGCACUCAAUAAUUCUCUUUUUGAAUGUCGUAAGUUUAAUGCAGAUGUGUAUCAAGAUAGCAGACUCCUGUUCCUUGAAAAAUCGCAGCAGCGAGUGAAUGAGGACAUGAUCAAAAUGCAGGAGGUCACCAGAAAACUUGACCAGGGUUUAUACCGAAUCUACCUCAGUUCAAAAAACAAUACUCAGCUCAUCUCAACCAAUGGUGCACAGCUUCAACAGUUGAAGAAUUUCUUGCCUUACAUCAUAGAGACUCAUCGAGAGAUGGUCAACUUCAGAUUUCAUCUUCCAAAAGACUGUGAUGAAUAUUACCAUCAUGGAAGCCGAUUGUCUGGAGAGUAUGUGAUUUACCCUACGUAUGCCAACAUGUCUCAGAUAGUUCAGUGUGAAAUGGAGGAGGGAAUCGGAGGCUGGACUGUGAUUCAGCAUCGAUUUGAUGGCAGCGUUGAUUUUGCCAACAACUGGAAUAUGUACGUCAGGGGGUUUGGUAAGACUGACGGUGAAUUCUGGAUGGGAAAUCAACUCAUCUACUACCUCACAACUGAAAAGAAAAACUCCCUUAAGAUAGAAAUGACUGAUCUUGAUGGGAAACUCUGGGUGGCAGAAUACGAAAAAUUCAUUCUGCUUGAUGAUGAAAAGUUCACCUUAUCCAUCGAUGGUUACCAUGGAAAUGCAACUGAUGGGUUGGGUUAUGGAAAUCGAAUGGGAUUUAGUGCAAUAGACAAAGACAAUGAUGGGGCUAGCUCUCACUGUGCAAUGUAUUACAUGGCAGGAUGGUGGUACAAACAUUGUCACUAUGGCAACCUGAAUGGCCGCUAUGACCUCGGAAUGGUGUGGUACAAUUUUGAAACUGACGAAUGGAUACAGCUAAAAUCCAGCAAAAUGAAAAUUAUACCAAAGAAAUAGUUAAUAAUUUUAACAUUCCACAGCUGCCAAAACUACCUCAACUUAAGUGUAUCAUUUUAUAUAGCAUAUUUCAUGUAUACUAAAAUAAAAGCUUAAAUUGAUUUGAAAUGUGAAAUAUUUGCAGAUGGGUGGUUAAUUUGUGCAUCCUUUUCUGCUUUCAUCUGUUAAGAUAAAAUUGGGUAGACAUGUGUUAGCUAUCAAUUUAUUUUAAAUUACAAUGCUUCAAUAGAUGACCUUCAUUUUAAUCUCCUUUCAUUUGCAAUUCACAGCUGAAAUCAAUUCAAGGAGAGAAACAAUAAGGUUCAUUGACGGUGCUCUCACGAGCUUAAAAAAAAUGAUGUCAAUGAAAUUCAAAACAGUUUUUCUUUUCAAUGUGUUACUGAAAUGUGUAUCAUUUACAUGUUAGAUGUAGUUGCACUUUUUACCUUGCUGACCUUUUAGUCUAUAUCUAUCGAGUACUUUUAGUUAAGAGGUUGGUGGUUUUUAUUGAAUUAUCAGAGUAAACAUUACUCUUCUGUCAGCAACAUAUCUUCAUUAUCAACGAUUACUGAUAAAAAAUGAAUUAAAAGUAAUAACAAAAGAUGUAUUUGAAUAAUGCAGGGCAGUAUUUCAUGAAUAAUUUCGCAUAUCCAGGUACUAAAUACAUUUACCAACAACAUCAAAAUGGAAAUUUUAUCAAUUUCUAAUCUUAAUUUGUAGUGACCUAAAAUUGAUAUG